Daucus carota subsp. sativus is the source of this 2114-nucleotide messenger RNA. Its product is annotated as SCARECROW-LIKE protein 7. Lineage: Eukaryota; Viridiplantae; Streptophyta; Magnoliopsida; Apiales; Apiaceae. The record is from RefSeq and is a predicted model, not a curated record. The coding region runs from base 257 to 1969 and encodes 570 amino acids. Gene Ontology annotation, molecular function: sequence-specific DNA binding; DNA-binding transcription factor activity. The transcript has a single exon. Gene Ontology annotation, cellular component: nucleus. Gene Ontology annotation, biological process: regulation of DNA-templated transcription.
UGAGAGUUGAGACGAGAUGAGUGUGGUUAUAACGGAAGCUCACAUUCACAUCCACCUUGUAAGUUGUAAGGUGAUUGAGCACCUUUUCAUCAUUAAACCUCCCAACUCAAUACAGUAUCCUCUCUCACUCUCCUCCUCCACCACCUAUAACUUAACUUCUCACCCAAAACCCCAAACAUAUAUAUGCUAUAACCACCCGGAGCCGGUAGUGUGAGUGAUGCGUGGAUAGUCAACACCGGCGACUACUGGCCGGAGAAUGGCAUAUAUGUGUACUGACAGUGGAAAUCUCAUGGCUAUUGCCCAGCAAGUCAUCAAACAAAAACAACAGCAAGAGCAGCAGCAACACCAGCAGCAUCUCUCUCCCUUUGCUCUCUCUCCAUGCUCUCAAAUCUUGUCCAAUGCUCCUGCUUAUGGCUUCUCCGCUCCUCCUUUUCCUGACCCGUUUUUACCCGAAGGAACCGAACCGGUUUUUCACUUUCCUAGUCUCGACCCGCACAAUCAGUCCUUCCGCUUCACCGAUUUUGGUAACGGCCCGGGCGGCGAGUUUGACUCGGAUGACUGGAUGGAGAGUUUGAUAGGCGGUGCAGACUCCACGGCCAGCUCCAAUCUCCAAUCGGGAUGCGACACGUGGCAGAACUCUUCGGAGUUUAAUCUCUACGCCGCCGCUGCCGCAGAUCCGUUCCCUCCCUCUCCCGAUCUAGACAGCGUUCAUGUUAUUUUCCCAGAUGUUUCCAAAACUGCCCCUGCUCCACCUCAGUGGGUCCCGCUUCCGCCACAAACGACCGUUGAAGCAGUUAACAAAAACGACGACGUAGUAGCCGUUGCAUCUGCCAGCUCACCUGAACAGAUAUCGACGAAGCCACUGCUCAACGCUGUAAUCGACUGCGCUAAACUCGCCGAGUCCGAGUCUGACUCGGCAAUCAAGUCACUGAUUCGACUCAGAGACUCCGUCUCGGAGACCGGCGAUCCAACUGAGCGAGUUGCGUUUUACUUCACUGAAGCUCUUUACAGUAAGCUCUCCGUCUCGAAAACGCCAACAAUCUUCGAAACGACGUCGGAGGAGUUUUGCUUGUCGUACAAAGCCUUAAACGACGCCGUUCCUUACUCUAAGUUCGCUCACUUAACUGCAAAUCAAGCAAUUCUAGAAGCUACGGAGGAGGCCACGAAGAUACAUAUCGUUGAUUUCGGAAUUGUUCAGGGAGUCCAGUGGGCCGCUUUGUUGCAGGCCUUAGCCACCCGGCUUGCUGGUAAGCCGGAGAAGAUUCGAAUAUCUGCGAUUCCGGCGCCGGCUUUGGGAGAUUCUCCGGCAGCUGCUAUGAAUGCUACCGGUAACCGAUUGCGCGAAUUUGCGAAAGUGCUGGACCUGGAUUUUGAGUUUGAACCGGUUUUUAUACCGGUCCAGGAAUUAAACGAGUCGAGCUUUCGAGUUGAGCAGGAUGAAGUGAUUGCUGUUAAUUUCAUGCUGCAACUGUAUAAUUAUUUAGGGGAAACAAAUGAUGUAGUCGAAUCUGUGUUAAAAUUGGCGAAAUCAUUGAACCCGAAGAUCGUGACCUUAGGCGAGUAUGAAGCUAGCUUGAACCGAGUUGCGUUCUUCCCUCGGGUGAAAAAUGCGUUGAAAUACUACAGUUCUUUGUUUGAAUCACUCGACCCAAACUUCACACGAGACUCCCCGGAGAGGCUUGAAGUGGAAAGACUACUGCUCGGGCGGAGAAUUGCAGGUGUAAUUGGACAAUCAGAGGACGCUGGAACGAGACGAGAGCGGAUGGAAGGGAAAGAGGAAUGGGGAAUGCUGAUGAAAAAAGCGGGGUUUGAGGCUGUAGGAUUGAGCCAUUACGCAGUAAGCCAAGCGAAGAUACUGCUAUGGUACUGCAAUUACAGUUCGAGCUAUUCGCUGGUUGAUUCACCUCCUGGUUUCAUUUCGGUUGCUUGGAAUAAUGUACCUUUGCUCACUGUUUCUUCAUGGUGUUAAGUUAAUUUGGAUUAUGAUAUGCUUAGACAUUUGUUUUGGAUGGUUUAGUUGUUUUGUUUAGGUAGACAUGGAACUAUAUGUAUACUUUGAUUUUGCCCUUUGGUGGUGGUGGUGGUAAAUUAUGAAGCCUUGCUUAGUAAUGUAA